This is a messenger RNA of Thunnus maccoyii (southern bluefin tuna), 916 nucleotides long. RefSeq names its product chromosome 9 C22orf39 homolog (gene c9h22orf39). Lineage: Eukaryota; Metazoa; Chordata; Actinopteri; Scombriformes; Scombridae. Bases 67 to 408 code for a protein of 113 amino acids. The transcript is spliced from 3 exons. The record is from RefSeq and is a predicted model, not a curated record.
AAAGGCGGAGUAGGGCGGGUCUUCACAGAAUGCGGGUGGGAAAAAAGUAACGCGUUCAGGAUAGUAAUGCAGUUAGCAAUGGACCAGCCAGCAAAGCUAACAUGGAGGCCGCCCCGGGCCUGUGACGACUAUUGGAGUGAAUUCAGACACUGUAAGAGCUUGUGGAAUCGUUUCCACCACUACUACACUUACGGUACCUCCCCGUCCUGCCAUCAGUGGAAAGAAGACUACUACAACUGCAAAGAGUGGGAGAAACACAAAAGCACUGAGGCCAAGGAAGCGUUGCAGAAGAGUGAAAGGGACAGAGUGGCAGAGCAGAGAAAGUUCACCCCUGUGUGGCAACUGAGGCAAGACCCUCCCAGAGACUGGCACCUGCCCCUGAACCAAGAAAAACCUCAGGACUCUUGAACUGUCACUCUUAUCCUGCCGUCUUUGCUCCGUGGCAGCCAAAGCAAAAUGAAACAGAGAUUCAGGAUGUACUGUAUUUCACUUCAUGAACAUAACAAAACCCUUCAGAACCACAUGUGCUUGAGAGACUGGCAGACACUCACGGCCAUCUCAAGUUUUACUCAGAUAUGUGUAAAUGAAUUGAUAGUGAUGGUAGCAUCCAGUGGUCAGUGAUGAAGAUGACAGCAGCUUUUCAACCAGUGAAUUACAAGAUGGUCUCUGUGAAGGUAGUGUUGUCCUUUUUGUCAGUCAUAAAUAUUUUAAUCUUCAUUGUUUGUGUAAACUGAAGCACAGAGGCUGACUACACUCUGCCUAAAUGAGUUUGACAUUGAGUAUAAAAGCUUAAGGUAAAGAAGAGGCCAUAUUGGGUCAAAUUAUACUAUUAAUAAAUUCUGUAUCAUUCAUCCAAAUAAUGAAGGAUUAGCCACACUGUUUUCAUGUGGGUUAAAUAAAAAAAAAAUGCACUACA